Thunnus maccoyii (southern bluefin tuna) is the source of this 8625-nucleotide messenger RNA. Its product is annotated as trichohyalin-like. The record is from RefSeq and is a predicted model, not a curated record. Lineage: Eukaryota; Metazoa; Chordata; Actinopteri; Scombriformes; Scombridae. The transcript is spliced from 12 exons. The annotation marks the transcript as partial.
CAUUUUCACUCUGGUGAAGAGACUGUGCGCACUGAGCAGAACCCGUUUAUCCAGUCCACACUGAGCUGCCUGCUAGUGUCAAGCUCCAAGGGAUUCGAACUGAACAUCCGCAACUCAGUUAUGGAGAGCUCCAUUGAGGCUUCCCGGACUGAAGGCGCCCCAAAACCCAAACUGGCCCCCAAACCUCGGCUCACUCCCAAGCCCUUCUCUCUGCAGCAGAACACCACCAUUCGCUCCAUCCAUGCUCCAAAGACGGUCACCUCACCUUCUAAAGCAACAACACACCAGACUGGUAAAUCUGAGGCUCCAGGUGUCCCCGAAGCCACUCUGACCACCACUGCUCAGAAACCACCUCAACAGCCCGCUACUUCUGAUUCCAAACUCGGCUCUGUAAGUGUGCACACCAAAGAUCAACCAAAAACAACAGAGGAGAAGAAAACAUGUCCGCAUGGAGAGGAUACUCCUGAUUCUAGUGUAGCUCCAGGGAAAUCAGAUCCAGCUUCACAAAGUGCUCCACCCAAGAAGAUAUCCAAAUCUGAGCCAAUCCAGAAAGAAGAUGUCACCCAAAGGAACCACAAUACCUCCACAGAUGUUGUAACUAACUCAGAACAGAAAGACGAAAAAAAGAAGGAAGAUGAAACUCAGAUGCCUGUUGUCCAAAAGCUUGAAGAAUCAGGGGGUGACGAUUCUUCCACAACCAAUCCAAAAAAUCGAUGGGGCAACAGCAGGAAGCGUCUAUCCAUGGAGCUUACCUCAAAGUUUGAGUCAGGUGGUCUAUCUCUGCCCCCCCAGCCCCAUAUAACCAUCUCUACAACCACCAGCAAAGACGAUGCAAACCAGCCAGUGCCCCCCGAUCCAAAGCAGGGCCUGACAACAUCAGAGCCGCCCAGCAGAGAGAGUGACGAAGGCAAACUGAAGGAGGAAUACAGUGGAGGAGGCAGUAUAAAACGCAGAAUCAGUCUUCUGUUUGACUCGUCGUCCAGGCCAGAGGUCGUUGUGAAGAAAGAGGAGCCAGAAAUCAUAAAUGGUGCAGGAGGUGUGAAGGAGCGAAUUAAAAACUGGAGGGUGGAAACAGGUUCUGAAGGUCCGAAGAACGAGAAGAAGCCACAGGUUGUACCCCGAAUUCGCCCAAAAAGCUUUGAUCCAGUAACUGUUCCAUCAGCAGGGAAAACACCCAAAAGGCCUCCUGUCGAACUCCCUGUAACAGGGACAUCGUCCGCAGAGGCUGCGGAUCCACCCUCAAAGAUCUCCCCUGCUGAACAACCUGCAGAGAGCCCACUGGACACAUCAAAAGAUGCUCCUCCUGAAGUGAAGUCCUCAGAAACAUCAUCAGAGACAUCAGGAGAGUGUGAACAGAGCAAAUCAACAGAGGGUGAUGUUCAACUACGUGCUCACAGCCCACCUGCAACCCACACUGUCACUGACGAGGGAUCCUCAGCUGCAAGCGAAAGUGCUCCACACGCCCCAAAGGGGGACAACAUCAGGCGUCGCUCUGUUCACUUUGGUGUGGUGGAGAGAGAUGACGGUGGACCUCCAGUACGCCUGUGUCCAGAGACUGAAUCCAAAGCAGAAGAUGAGGCUCCUGAGGAUGAGGACCUUCCUGGUUCAGUGCCUGCCAAUAGAAGAGUAGGAAUUCUUCAGAACAAGGACGAUGAGGUCCAAAGGCAAGAAGAAGAUCGGCUGAAACAUUUAGAGUUUGAAAAAAGAAGGAAAGCAGAGGAAAGCUUAAAGGAAAAGGAAAGACUAAUGUUAGAGGAGGAGAAGAAACAAAAAGAAGAAGAAGAAGAAGAAAAGGCCAGGCUGAGAGAGGAGGAGAUGGAAAGGGAAAAACAGAUGGAGUUGAUGUGGCAGAGACAGAGAGAAGAGGAAAGAGAGAGGGCGAAGCAGAAGGAAGAGAUACUUAAACAAGACCAGGAGGAGAGAGAGAAGGAGAGACUGAAAGAGGAGAAGAGGAAAGAGGAGAGAUUGAGGGAGGAAAAAGAAAAACAGAGGCUGAGAGAGGAGGAGAAAUUGAUUCAUGACAACGAGGAGCACAAAUUGGAGGGAAAACUGAGAGAGGAGGAAAUUACUGAAGAUAAGCAGAGAGAGGAAGAUUUGGAAAAAGAGGGGCUGAACAAAACAGAGGAAUUGAGGAGAGGAGAGGAUGAAGAGAAGAAGAAAGAGGAAGAGUUGGAGUUGAUGUGGCAGAGACAGAAAGAGGAAGAUGGAGAGAGGGCGAGGCAGAAAGAGGAGAGACUCAGACAAGAGGAGAUGGAGAAAGUAAGAUUGAGAGAGGAGGAGAGGCGGAAAGAAGAAGAGAGGAUGAGGGAAAGACAGAGAGAGGUGGAGGAGGAGGAGAGAAUGAGAAUGGAGCUUGAGAGGAAAAGGCAGCAAGAAAAAGAAGAGAUGGAGAAAAUGAGGCAAAUAGAAAUGGAGAGACAGAGAGAGAUGGAGAGAAAGAGACAGAUAGAGAAAGAAAGAGCAGAAGAGCUGGAGAGAAAACGUCAAGAAGAAUUGGAAAGAAAGCGAGCGGAAGAACUGGAAGAAAAACUAAGAAUGGAGAGAGAAAGGGAGGAACUUAUGUUGACCAAUUUGCAAAAGGAGGAAGACGGGGAACGAGAGAUGUCAGUGGACGAGCCAGAGCUAAAUUUAAUCAGCUUUGACUCUGAACCUCAAACCCCUUCAGGACAAACCUAUGAGCUCACAGAGAGUCAAAUGGAAGUUGUCUAUGAUGACUUCUCUGUCAGAAACCCGCAUCACGAGGUGGAUUUUGACGAUUUUUCAGUCAAACCAAAGAGAUGGGGCUCACGGGCUAAAAUAGAGACUAGUCCUGUCCAGUCCACCUCUUUGUACUCUCGGGAUGAAGAGAUGGAAGCGCUGGUGCCCCUGGAAGUCAAAACUCAGGAAAGGAAUGUACCAGAGCAGCUGGAAAAACCAGACAGCCCAGGGUCUACACCAGCCCAGGAGAAUCCAGAGGAGGAGGAGGAGAAGGAGAUGGAGAAGGAGGAAGAGGUGGAGACAAAUAGAGAUGAAGGGGAAGAAGAUGACAAGCAGGAGGUACAUUCCCAUGGUGACCCUACUACCAGGACGACCAGCUGUGUGAGCCUUUCAACCAUGCAGUACUUUGGAGGGAAACUGUCAGCCGCCCAGCUGCAGGUGGCGGGUUGGGUGGGCAGCGUACGACGCUCCUUGCAAGGAGCUCUGCAGCUGGUCUGGGGCAACGCAGAAGAGAGGCAGGAAGAGGAAGAUGAAGAUAAAGAGGAAGAAGAAAGUGGAGAUGGAGAGGGAAGGUUUCAGAGAGCCAUGUCGCCACUUCGUAGCUUCGCCAGACGUAGCAGGAGAUCCCUGGGCCGUCUCUCCCUCAGAAGCCGGCAGACUCUGCACAGGAGAGCCACUCAAACCUGCUCAACUCAACUUAACAGUUAUCGUACAGGCGGUGAAGACAAAGACACUGAUGCUUUGAUAGACGGUGAGCCAGACCAACAGAAUGGGGCCUGUGAACCGACAUCUGAAUCUGACAGUCCAAAGCCUGCCGCUGACCAACUUCCUGAGGUCUCCUCUGAAGAUGUUGAUAUCAGUGAUUUUCAAAGAGAACCAGAGCUGUCUCCAUUCCCUGAGAGCACCACUCCUCUGCUCGACACCAGUGCGCAGAAGUCCAAGGCAGAUCUGGGUAAGAGGCGAAUUCGAACACGUCCGUCACGCUCACUCCAUGCAGGAUUGACUCAAACGGACGGUCAGGACUGGAAGUUCCGUGACUCGACAGUUGAAAAGGAGAUACCUUCCAAGCGAAGGGAGUCAGACUCUGAGGAGGAACAGCCUAAACAGAAGAUGGUCUGUUCUCCUCCUCCCACCUCUCAGAGAGUCCCCAUAUUUCCUGGCUUGAACCCUGCAGCCCUAAUUGCUCAGAUAAAAAAAAGAACAAGUGGAGGAGGAACUGGAGGAGGAGAAGAAACAGAAGACAAGGGCAGACAAGAAAGGGAAAGUCCAAAUGAGGAGUUAUCACCAUCUCCCUCACAAUUGUCCCGCUCUCCUCGCUCUGCUGCACAUCUUGCAGGCGCCGCACGAGUGCUGCCGCCCAUAGGCGGCACGGAUGGAGGUGCCAUCUCCUCUCCCGCUUGGCUGAAAGAACUGAAGUCUAAGAAGCGUCUCAGUCAACAUGAAGGUGAAGCGUAGCCCAAGAGCCGUUGUGCUGUUGCUCUUGAGCAAGAAUCAAUCAAUCUCAGAUAUUGCUGCUGACAGACACCUUGCCAUGAUUGCUCCAUUUUGCACUUUGAGUGCCUUAUUUUGGACCUUUACUGAGAUAUGUAGAAGGGGAAUUCAGGCUUUCGUUGAACAUAGAGGACAUCAAGUACUUUUCAUCUUGUAAAUGGAAAAUGGUGCCAAGGCUAUGUGCCAAGACUGUGAUGUGUUUAUGCCAAGUAAAUGUUUUAUCAACUGUUGUAUAGAGGCUCAAUGGAGGCUGAAUGCCCUAAUGUAAUGUAGAACAAAGCCAUGGAUUGUCUUAGUGUUUCAUUGCUUUGUUUGGCUGUGUAAGUCCAUCAUUUACUGACAGGGACUGAUGACACUAGGCCUUCAGCUGGGUAUCUGCCUUUACACACACUCAAACACACACAUAUGUACAGGAAAUACUGAAUAUGGAUUUCACCUUGUGUGUGUUUAGUUUAAAUUGUACAAAAUGCCUUUUACAUUAUUUUACCAAUCACAGAUCGUCUCAAGUAAACCUACCUAGCACUUUAAGAAAAUGAUAAUUAUUAAUUAAGAAUCAUUACCCCCAAAAAUGGAGUAAUGAUUCUAAUUAACAAAAAACUUAGUUUUGUACUGCUUGGUGAAUUUAAGGACAAAGGGAGGAUAAUUUGUAUAGAUGCCCUUAUUAACAGGGUGAAAGUGGUAGUUUGUAAUAUAAAUGCACCUAAUAAGGAAGAUCCUGACUUAUCAAUGAGCUGAACAAAAUUUAGGGCACAAAAGAAGGAUAAAUUAUUUUGGCAGGAGAUUUUAAUCAAGGGAUGGACCCUGUUAUUGAUAAAAGCAAAUUUCAGACAUUACUGGUACUGAGGGAUAGGGCUACCAUACGUACGCUCACAGAUGAUUUAGGUCUGGUGGAUAUAUGGAUAUAUUUUCUCACUGACAUAAAUCCUACUCUAGAGUAGAUUUCUUUCUCCCAUCCAAAUCCAUUAUUGAACAGGUGAUAGACUGUAAAACUGGCCCAAUAGCACUAUCUGAUCAUGCACCAGUUGAAACUCAAAUUGACAGGAAGGAGGGAUAGAUGGGAAUGAACACUAUACUUUUAAACUAUGAGGUGCUCAGUGAAAAGUUGGCUGAGGACCUGACUAUGUUUUUCAAAUUAAAUGUAGGGAUCACAGAGGAGUUGUCUUCGGUAUGGCAGGCAUCCAAGGCAUAUAUGAAAAGAAAAUUAAUUGUACAAACAUCUAAAAGGAAAAAAGAAUGUAUGGGCCAAAUAACAAAGUUGGAAGCGGAAGUAACCACAUUGGAAAAGGUCCUAUCAAGACCAUAUACAGGUGAUAUAUAUAAAGAUUUGUACAAUCAGAAGUUUAAAUUAAAUAAUGUAUAUAACAAAAAAGCAGAAAAUGCAUUAUUUAGAUUAAGAAGAAAUUUCUACAAUGGGGUCGACAAAGCUGGCAAGCUAUUGGCACUACAAUUAAAAUAAUAGGCCAUGAAUAGCAUUAUAACUAAUUAAGAAGGGGGAUGCAUUAGUAUCAUCACCUAAAUUCUAUGAACAUUUAUAUACGUCACCGUCAAGCCAUGAUCAGCAGAAGCUGAAUCAGUUUUUUUCUAUACAUAAAAUUGUAGAAAUUAUCUCAACAACAAGUAGAAUCCUUGGAUGCACCAAUUACUGAAGACGAAGUUAGAUGAGCCAUUCCAACUAUGAAAAUGGGAAAGUCUCUAGAUGUGGACAGUUUUCCCAUUGAAUAUUAUAAAACAUAUUGGCUCCUAUCUUGACAAAAGUUAAUCUGGAAGCAUUUAAUUUGGAGUCUUUGCCUAAUAUCUUUAAUGACGCACUAAUAUCAUUAAUUCUAAAAAAAAAAAAAAAGAGAGAGAGAGAGAGAGAGAUGCAGUGGAUCCCUUAAAUUAUAGACCUAUAAGCUUAAUUAAUGUGGACUGUAUAAUACUGGCUAAAGUAUUAGCUUCAUGAUUAGAGAAAGUGUUGCCAUCUAUAAUUAAUACUGACCAAGUUGGCUUCAUCAAAGGAAGGUCCUCAGCUGACAAUUUAAGGAGAUUACUACAUUUAAUAUGGUAGAACUCCUCAGAGUAGUGUCCCAGUCACUGCCAUCUCCCUGGAUGCCGAAAAGGCUCUCGACAGGGUAGAAUGGAGAUUGCUAUGUACGGCUCAGUCAUUCUUUGGGUUUGGCUCUGUCUUUUCAUCAUGGAUCAGUACUGUGUAUAAAAACCCUAAGGCUGCUGUUCCUACAAAUGGCAUAAUUUUCUCAUCCUUCAACAUCUCACAAGGAACACGCCAAGGUUGCCCCCUCUCUCCGUUGUUAUUCACAACUUUCUUGGAACCUUUGACAAUCAUGAUUAGAGCAGAUCCAAAUAUUAGAGGGGUGGAGGGAGCUGGAAAGGAAAAUGAGCUGAUGCUUUAUGCUGAUGAUAUUUUAUUACUUAUUAGCAACCCCUCCAACUCUCUACCCACAUUAAUGAACACUAUCCAGUUAUAUUCUGAGUUGCAUGAUUACAAAAUCAACUGCAGUAAAUCUGAGGCUAUGCCAUUGUCAAAAUCUUGUGAUUCAAAUCCAGUGUCUCAGUUAAAGUUUAAAUGGUUGCCAGAUGGAAUGAAGUAUCCAGGGCUUAAAGUCAGUCUGAAUCUGGAUGAAAUAAUUACCUUAAAUUAUGACCCACUACUGGGCAAACUAAAAAAAUAAUCUGGAUAAAUGGGGAGGACUGAGACUUUGGGGUAAAGUGAAUGUAGUCAAAAUGGUUGUAGCUCCUCAGUUUAAUUAUCUCUCUAUGCUGCUUCCUUUAAAGAUCUCUGAUUUGAUUCAUAAGCAGCACAACAAUUUUCUAUGGGAUAAGAGUAUGGGCAGAGACAAAGGAGGACUGGGUUUACCAGAUGUGAGGUCGUAUAAUCUAUCUUUCAAUACAACCAAACUGGGUAACUAUAGAACAAAGCCUGGUUGCACCAUAUUACCAUUCUUUCACAACAAGUGGAAAAUAAAAAUCUAAAUCCCAUACUGUCUUACUCAAGGAGUGUGUGGAGUUAAAUCCAUAAAGCUUGUAGAAUGUGGCAUUUAAACCAGUCAUAGUCCUCCCUCUGGAAUAACCCUAAAAUACACAUUGGGAAAAGAGUGGUGUACUGGAAAGUAAAGGGAAUUUCUGGAAAUAUUUACAAAUGAGACACUGUAUUUGUCAGUAUAUUCAAGAACAGUGAACCACUAAGUAACCCUUUAACUGAAUACUUCACGUUACCUCAUGAUGUUCAUAAAACUUCAGUGUUUUACAAAGUGUUCAAACACUCCAUGGGUGAUUCCUAUAAUAAGUAAUAUGGCAAAAGGACCCUGCAACUUAUAUUGAAGACAAUGAAUGGUCAGAUAUUAUAACAAAUGUAGGAAAAAACAUCAAAGAAGCUAGAGGGAAAUGUAUUCAAUAUAAAAUAGUGCACAGAUAUUGCUGGACACCAGCUAGACUUCACAAAAUGGGAACUGCUGAUAACAAUCAAUGCUGGAAGUGUAAGAGCAAACUGGGCACAUAUUUGCACAUGAUCUGUUCCAUGGUUCACCCAUUCUGGUGUAAAACCUCAGAGAUAUUGGGGAAUUGGUUGGUUUCCACUCUGCCUCUUCACCCACUGUUUUGUCUCCUUGGCGACAAGACAAUGAUACCUAAUAUAAUGAAUAACAAAGUCAAUAUUUUAAAAGUUGGUCUUAUAACAGCUUCAAGACUUAUACUGCAAAAUUGGAAGAGCCCUAGGUGUCUGGCUGUGAAGGAAUGGAUUGAUGAAAUGAUUAAGAUUUCAUCAUAUGUUGGGAAAAAUUAAUUGGGGGGGGGAACAGAGACAUGAGUUCCAUUUUGGUUGCAUGUUAAACUGACUUUACAAUAGAAUGUAAAUACGUUAAUUAAUGACGGUACAUGUUUUGUGUCCAUGGUUUUAUUUUAUGUUGAGGGGAUGUUCUGUGUAAAUGUCCUGUACUGUAUCUGCUCUAUGAUAUGCUGCACUGCUCCAAAAAAAUAGAUAAAAAUUUGAAUUAUAAAAAAAAAGAAAAAUUAUAAAUAAUUACCGUCCAUACAGUAAAUCUAAGCAAUAGCAUGACCAAGUACCUAACUGUAAUAACAGGGUCAAAGGAAAUGUUUAUUUUUGCUACACAAUUGAUGUCUGUGUUCUCCUUUAAAUAAGAUGUAACAAAACUUAAAGAUGUACUCCCUAAUUUUAUAAAAAUGCCCAAUAGCUGGCCUUGUUACUAUAUCAACGAUGAGCUGGGAGAAAAUUUAAGGAUGUUUGGAUGAUAUGACAGAAUCUGGGAUGUGUGUUUUGUAAAAUCCCCAAAAAAGUGUUAAUCUGCUUGAAAUUAUUUUAAGUGCCUUUGUUUUUAAUGGUAAAAAAUAACCUUUGUCAUUGCUGUAAUCAUUGAUCAUCAAUAUAUGUGUGAUAAGAGGAAAUUUGGGGAAUUUUAUUAAAACUUUUUCUAUGAAAUGCAA